Xiphophorus hellerii (green swordtail) is the source of this 1850-nucleotide messenger RNA. RefSeq lists its product as uncharacterized. The transcript is spliced from 6 exons. NCBI's taxonomy places the organism in Eukaryota, Metazoa, Chordata, Actinopteri, Cyprinodontiformes, Poeciliidae. Gene Ontology annotation, biological process: response to bacterium. The record is from RefSeq and is a predicted model, not a curated record. The coding region runs from base 1019 to 1717 and encodes 232 amino acids.
UUUGAUUUCUCCAGAGCAUUUUACUUUGUUCAGGUCUGGCUGGCCAAACCCUGAUUUGUCUCUGGAUCAAUGACUGGAUCCAGAGAGACAAUGGAUCAAUGACCGGACCAUCUGGAUCAAUGACUACCUGACAAACAGACCAUAGUUUGUAAGACUAAAUUGCUGUCUAGAGGCAGAUGGUCAGCAGCACAGGAGCACCAAAGGGGCAUGUUCUUUCAUCAUUUCAUUUCACUCUCUACACUUCAAAACAGAGCAAGUCAGAGUCAUUUUAUAUGCAGAAAUACUCAGAUGGUUCUGCAGGCUGGUUCACUGCUUUGUGACAUGGUGUAGCAAUCAUCUCAUUUUCAAUUUAAACAAAAACAGAGGAGAUGAUUGUAGAUUUCAAAACAAACAAGGUUUAGUAAAACACACUUUCCAUCAUGGGAGAAAAGGGGGAGGUGAUGAAGGAGCAUAAAUACUUCAGUGUUCACCUGGACAACAGACUGGACCGGAGAGUCAACAUCAUGUCUACAAGAUGGGACAGAGCAGACUGGACACUUUGAUUAAGCUUGGAUCUUUCAAAGUUUGCAGCAAGCUGUUGCAGAUUUCUAUAGGUCUGUUGUGGGGAGUGUAAUCUCUUCUGCCAUCAUGUGUUGGGGCAGCAGCAUCAGAUCGGGCAUUUUACAAAACCUAAACAGAGUGAUGAACAAGGCUGGUUCUGUUCAGUGGCUUCUGUGGAACCUCUGGAAGUAAUGGUGGAGAUGAAGGAUUGUCCCGAAAAAAUCACAAUAUUUAUGGACAGCCCUGCACAUCCUCUUCAUGAGACUGCUUUAGAAUGACAGGUUGCCGUACUACUGUUAGUAUUGGACAAUAAUCAAAAUGGUUUGUUAGCUUACCGAUGGUAUUUAAAUAAUUUUAUUUGUUUAAAUUGAAGCUAAAAUUUGGUCAAGAGAAACACAAGCCUUCUGAUGUGAAGUGAACUGUUCACCACUCCCCUUUCUAAUAAAUCCCCCUGCAUAAGAAGCGGCCAAACUGAGACAUGGUUGUACGCAGAAUGGAGAACUUCAUGCAGGUAACAGUUAUACUUCUCUGCAGCCACAGUUGGAUCUGUGAGUCUCUAACUGUGGACGUCCAUCCUGGUGAGGACAUCACUCUGUUCUGCUCCAACAUUUCUCCAUCUCCAACCCAGACAGACUGGUUCAGAGUGGUUCAUGGAACCAAACCCAGCUGCAUCUCCUCCAUGUACGGUGCUGAAGGCGAACCUUCAUACUGCGAUGGAUUCCACCGUGAAAAAUUUAUCAUGAGUUCCAACAAGACAACUUUCUUUCUUCAAAUCAAACAAGUGGACCUGAUGGACUCUGGGUUGUAUUUCUGUGGAUUUUAUGUAAAGAAACAUACAGUUAUUGGCAGAGCAACAGAGUUAAUCAUUAAAGCUAACAGAGACUCCAAAGACGAGGGGGAUUCUGAUAAUACAAAAGAAGCGGACCAACUGAUGGACCUGAUGCCUGGGAUUUUAGGUUCUCUGACUGCUCUUCUCUUUGUAGCAGUCGUUGUUCUGGCUGUUAAAAACAGGAGACUUGAGAGAGCUUCAAGGCAGCAAAAAGAAAGAAACGAGAAUGUGGAUCCAGACGAUUUGAACUAUGCAGCUCUGAGUUUCCAAGCAAAGGCCAAAAAGAGCCACAGGUCUGGACCUCAGAGGGACCUGGAGCCACAUGUUGUGUACGCUGCCACCCGAUAGACUCAGGAAGCAACAGGAACUGCAACGGAAAAUGAAACUCAGAUUGUAUCACAUUAAUUUACUGAUCUUUUGAACCCUUCAAUGCAUCUGCAUGUAACACGAGUGCAUAGUAAAAAUAAAGAAAGAAUUAUAA